AUGGCAGCGGCGGGCGUCUUCUGGGGAGGCGGGAGGGCGGACGAGGUGGCUGGCUUCGACGAGUACGACCCCACCCCGUACGGCGGCGGCUACGACAUCGCCCUCACGUUCGGGCGCCCGCUACCACCCUCCGAGGAGACCUGCUACCCGAUCUCCACCGCCACCUCCUCCGCCUCCUCGUACGACCGUCCCCAGCAGGCGCAGCACGGAGGCCGGAGGCCCGGGGUCGAGGAGUCCCACGGGUCAGCUGCAGGGUACGGUGGAGGCGGCGGCGGGUACGCGGGGGCGGGGCGGCCUCAUCAGCCUCAUAAGGAGGAGACCCACGGCUACGGGCGGAAGGGAGGACACGACGACGAUGACGAGCAGCAGGCGUACCGGAAGCCGAAGCCGGCGUACGGGGACGACCACGAGCAGCAGGCGUACCGGAAGCCGAAGCCCUCGUACGGGGACGACGACGACGACCAGGCGUACAGGAAGGCGAAGCCGUCGUACGGGGACGAGAAGCCCAGCUACGGCCGGAAGAAGAAAGGUGACGACGAUGACUCGGAUGACGACGACAAGAGGAAACCACGUUACAAAAAGAACGACGACGACGACUCCGAUGACGAUGACAAGAACAAGCGUUACGAGAAGAACAACCGCCGCCGCCAUGACUACGACGAUUGA
Molecule: messenger RNA, 666 nt
Organism: Miscanthus lutarioriparius
Lineage: Eukaryota; Viridiplantae; Streptophyta; Magnoliopsida; Poales; Poaceae
Source: the annotation of a GenBank genome assembly